CGACUCAUUUUAGAAAGUUCCCGCAGUUGCAUCGUAUUUCUAAAACAAAGUUAUUUGCAUUUUUAGUUCUCGCUGACUAUCUUGAUCGCUUAUAACUGAUCUAAUACCUUCGCUCCAGCAGGACUUUUCUCUCGGAUGAACUCGGUACGUAUCUCAGCACCUAAAUUUCUCGACCAAUGAGAAAUUACGUUUUCCAAAAACGCUAAAAAAAUGAUCUUGAAAAUUAUCUAUUACCCGCAGUUACGAAUGAUUUUUUCAAAUCUCCCAACAACGAUCCCAACAUAUAGUUCCGCGACCUGAAUGUUUUGAUCUUUUGCAAAAGGUAGUACCCCGAUCCGUAAAUCCAAAAAACAAAAUUGGCGAUCUUAGAGCAAAAAUCGCAGGAGCAAGACCGCGCGCGCCCGAUUCGGUUUUGGUAUUGUAGAAAGUAUCGCCUAGAAGUAAGUACUCUAUUGAUGAAAAUUCGAGGCAAGUGUCGCUCGAUCGGCAAUAUAUAGUAGCAUUGGAAUUGCUCCUUUCGCGCGCAGACUUCACGAGAAGACUGUCUGAAGCGCGGACGCUUUUCCUGGGCUUGCGAAUCGCGCAACCCCGCAAAGAACCCUGGAGAGAGUGGUCGAAUCUAGCACCUCACUCUGUUCGUUGCAACGACGACCGGAAUCAGAAAAAUUCUUGAUCAGAGCAGCGGUGCGCGCGCGAGAAAAUUCUGCAGUUGACGGUGCAAUAGUCAGCUGGAACUUACUAGUUGUAUAGAACCGGAAAUAAAGUAUAGAGAAAACAACAUCAUCACCACAAACCAACCUCACAGUCAGUGUUGCGACAAAGCUCUCCGGUGGGAGGGCCGGAAGAAGAAGAGAAUCUGGCAAGAUGUAGCGCUAGAAGGGCGCCGCGCUCCAGAAUACUGACAAAAAAAAAUAAAAAAACCAAAAAAAUCAUUUAUCGAAAAGAAGUGAGGAGAGAUAUUUAGUAAGAAGUCACAGAUACUACACUACGUAGUUGUGAUUUAUUAGUAAAUCUAUUACUGGAUAUACUUUCUCGUUUUCUACUGAGAAAGCCAAAACUUUCUAUACUGUCCGUAGUGAUCCACGGCUUGCUGUGACAAACUCGACGCAAAGCGGUGUGUCAUAACAGACGAAGUGGUUCGCAAUUACAAAUCGAUUGUAAUUAACUCUGCUGACGUUUGAGUUGUACCGUACCUGAGAUAUUUUUACGAGAUUCUGACGACACCGCGACUAAGAAUUGAGUAGAUACCUUUGUACGACGACAUUAUUAUAUCCUGCAUACUAACUAUCCCUACUUCCGAGUUAUUACCGACAAGUACUACAAAAUCAAUUUCUACGAGUUGUUGUUGGCAACGAACACUGAAAUCGAGUAUAGUUCCAAUAGUAUAGCGAAACGGUAAAAAAUCAUGAGGCCACGCGCCGCGUCAAAUCGACUUUGACGAUCCGGGCGCACCACCACGACCCUUUACCACGUAGAGCCGAUUUUGGAAUAACGAACGACACGAAAAACCACCACAUUGGACAAUACACCCACGAAAAUAAUCAAGACCACCACCACCGCCGAGCGGUUACUAGCGAAAAAAUCUAAUACAGCUUUACUCUCGGAGUAAAAGACUACAAAUCACCGACGCCGGUACCCCCGACGCCAACAACUACAGUCCCCGAAAAUAUUAAAACUCGAAGGUGGAAGUAGAAAAGCCAAGAACAUCAUCAUCCUCUUCGCGUCGAUCUUCUGUUUAUUUUGCCUUCCCCCGAGAACCAGACCAACAACGCCCUUCGUGCUCGAUGGAGAGUGAUCAGCCUCCGAUUCUCGCGCAACUAAAAAAAGACCACAGUCGCACCUCCUCCUCCCACGACCAGCUUGAAGACGACAACAGCACGCGCAAUCAUGUCCUGCUAGAGGAGGGGGAAACGACGACAUCAAACGUGGAAGCCAGUUUCGUCGCGAGUUCCAGUAGCAUAUGCAUUGCAAAAGUAUCGUAUUAGUAUAAAUUGCAUCACAAAUUUUGGCAAGAAGAAAAAUGGAAUUUGUAAUGCUGGUUUACAUGAGGAAGGAGAUUUGUACAUGCAUAUUUGCAAUUACUACGAGUACGAUACUUUUGCACAGGAUAUAGCACGCCCCAGUCGGCCGACCCGGAGACGACUGCAAGCAUGAAUGUGGGCGAUCUGAUAUCGACAGGAAAAAUCCCCCCUCCCCAUAUCAAAACGGAAUUUCUGAUGCUGGAUUUGUGUACACAAAUCAGCUUUGUAUUGCAGAAAGGCACUCCGGCCAGAUCCCCACACUAGGCACGGGUGUAUCGGUCUACUUGUUCAGCAUGGCAAACGGCUCCCCUUUAGGCCCAACAGCAUGACAAAUCGCUCCCAUAAUGGAGCGGAAGCUUCUGCCCUUGUCUUCUUGCAAUACAAAUGUGAUUUGCGACCUCAAAUCAGCAACAGGGUGAGGGACCCCUGACGGUUGGCCACGCUGCAUGUUCUGGGACCACGCAAAUUCUAGCCUGCGAGGAGGGGGGAGCGCGCAAAAAAAAGGUUGGCCUACGGAUAUCAGGUGGAACUAAGGCUCAAAUCAGCAACACAAAUUUUCGCAAACAUACCUUUACGAUAUGGGGAGGGGGGAUUUUUGCUUUUGAUAUCUGACCGCGACGACGACCACGAGCAACGGGCAGGAAACAGCGACCAACGAGGGGGGUACUACGACCAGUGCUGUUGCUACAACAGCUAUGGGUGCGCAGCCACACGAACCCAAUGCCGAAGUUCAGCAGCUCAACGUCUCCGGCUCGUCCUCUGCAAGUAUGAGCAGUAGUACGGGAAAUAACAAUUUCCCCAACACCGUUUUUGGCAAUGCGUUGCAGCAAAAGCCGGAAGGGGAAGCAGCACCGGCAGUACGAAACACAGAACCACCGCCGGCGCUCGGCGGAACUGCGGAUGCACAGUAAACAGAAUGAUAUUUUGUGGCUUCUUGAUGUUUUCGCUGGUUUUUUUCGGUCUCCUGUGUCUUUAUUGCAUGAAACAGAAUCAUAGAUCGGCGCUCGCACUGCGUUUCUUGAGCACAUUGGGAAUAUUAAACGUAUUACGUUGUUGAAUAUCAAACAAUUCCAGGUCUACAUUCGCUCCGCCACCACGGACGCAGUCGGAGGGAACUGGUUCAGGUCUCCAGGGCAUGCUUACGAACUUCCUGCUCAUGGUACAUUUUUUUUCUUAUGCAGCCUCAGUUGGCUCUUCUUGUUGAAUGAUUACGCUGACACUACAGUUCCGACCUAAGAACUACUCUACGAAAUUUCAACGCAAAAAUAUCAAAACUUCCCAAAUUCAGUCCGGCGGAGGCUCCAAAGCUGCAGAUCCACCAGCAGCACCGCAGCAAGUGUCGUCCUCGCAACCCGCAGUGGUACAACAGCCUGCUACCCUGACCUCAAGCGAGCAGUCCCAAUCGAAGGAGACGAUUUCUGCGGACACCAGUGCCAAGCCCGCCGCCGCGGAGCAGCAGACAAAGUCGAAGAACAGCACGAAGCAGCCGACUAGCAGCUCCUCCUCGAGCUCGUCGAGCAGCGGAAACAAUAAUGCCAAGAACAAAAGCGCCGCGGUUCCCCCCCUGCAAAAUGCCUCCACGACGCAAAAAAAGCUUGGAACCGACAACACGCCGCCGGUGACGAGUCGGUCGAACGAAACGUGGACCGGGAACAAACUGGAGAUAAAAAACCACAUAGACGAACUGCGGGCCGAAAUCCUAGAGGAAAGGGCGCUGAAAAAGUCAAAUAGCUUGACGGCCUUGCGCCAGCACAGAAAUCGCCAGGAGGAGCUAGAUGGUAUUGAUAGGGGUGAUUUUUUGCAUGAAAUUCUACUUUGUAUAGCAUUUUUGAUUGUCCGAGUCUUGUUCGUAUCUAUUCGGUAGUGGUCAUGUGGUCCUGAGUAUUAAGCAUUCUUUACUCGUCGUCGCAGAUACUUGUUUCAAGGAAAAACCACCACCCCAAAAAUAAAUCAACAAUUACAGACCAAGAAAACCCCAUCCGCGUGGCCCGCUGUGAGUUGAACGCGAUUCAGAUGCGCCCGGUGGUGAAUAGUGAGCUUUCCGUUUAUGUUUCUCUGAAGGACAUCCGGAACAACCGGCACUGGGAGGAUAAACCGCUGUGCACGCCGGUGAUCCCAACAGGGUUGGAGGAGGACAAGCCCCUCGCCGACGAGGAGAAACCGGUGAAGUACCGGUGGAGCCGUGGCCCGGUCAUCGCGCCCUGCGUGUACCACAAGCACAAGACAUCCAUACUCCGGGACACCAGCAAGACCUUUCAGUUCUACUGCAGCCGGGAGUGCUUACACAGAGGGUGGCGCUCGCUUCCCAAAGAGAUGUGGCAGGAAAACCCGAUGAAUUCCGCCAUGGAGGACCAAGAGAAAACCCAGGAGGAACGGCUGGCACAGAAAUUCCGGGAGCAGCAAAGGCUCGACUGGGACAUACAACUCAAAUCCGACUGGGAAACCAUCUCGGAGGGCAGGACGUAUAGUCCCAGCAUCGAGGACAUCAACCGGCCGCUGAGGUAAUAUACUAGCUUAUGGGAUUUUCUACUUUUAGUAGCGAAGGUAUAAAAGGAGUCGCGCAUGCUACUGCCAGGCGAAUCCUCCCGUAUGUCCAAAAUUAAUGUUGUUGUGCAAGAACGUCUUCGCGUGUAUGAGCAAAAUGAAUUUGACUAUGUAGUAUCGUACUUUCAUCUCACGACCUUCAUAUGAUCCCACAGGUUCGAAGUGAUUCCGCUCGACAAGGAAGGCGAGGCAGUGGAGAAGUUCGCCAAAUCAUGUACCACCGGCACCGUCAUUCCUACCCCGAAGGAAGCGAGAACGCGAAGAAUGUUGUCCUUUGGGGGGUCCUUCAACGCGGCUUUUUUGAACAAACAGUUCAAAAUUAUGAACUGGAACGUGCUCGCCGACCUCUACGCCACCGAGGCCCAGUACCCGUAUUGCGAGAAAUUUGCGCUGUCCUGGAUGUUCCGCAAACACCUGAUCAUCAAGGAGAUCAAAUCCAUCAACGCGGACAUCGUCACGCUGCAAGAAGUCCAGGAGGAACACUUUUUCGAGUGGUUCAAGCCGAAUUUGGAAGAAGCGGGCUAUGAAGGUAUUUACUAUGUAUAAUUUUGGGAUCUUUGUAUCUGGUAGUCGCAAUAAAUUAUGUGUUUGUCGCUGGAUGAAGAACGCAAUAAUUAUGCGUGGUUCAACUACAUUCGCUCAUUUUUUGAGUUUGACAUCUAUGAAUCAAUUUGCACCCCUCCCAGGCGUGUACCAGCAGAAGAAGCAGAAAAACCCGGUGUUCCACCGAGGGCGCUACGCCGUCGAGGGUUGCGCGACGUUCUUCAAGAAGAGCCGGUUUUGCCUGCGCGAGAAGCGUAUGAAGUGUAAAAAUGUCUGGGUCUGGAAGAGUGUUAAACUUGUCAUGCAGGUUUUCCAUGACCCAUGAGGUCUGGAAUGCGGGACCUAGCAUGACAGAGUCUGUGAGGUCUCUACUAUGCCUAUCCUGCAUGAGAAACUCCCUCCCAACUUGGUCGAAAUUGGACAGCAUUUGGCCUUCAUGCAACACAGAUUUUCGCACUAUUCGGAUUUAGCAUGACAAGUUGCAAUCUUCCAGACCCAGACACUUUUACAAUCCAUAAAGCGCACGGUGGAGUUCGAUGAAGAAGCACGAUCGGUGUUGGAGAACGAGUCCAUGCAAGCCCGGCUCUCGAAAGGUAUCAUUUGGGUUUUAUUUCUUCUCUGCGGGUCGUUUGGAAAACGAAAAGUUAUAAGCAGGAUGUUGUAUGAUUUUCCAACUUUAUAAUUCAUCAAAGAAAGCACGCCAGCAGUUCAUUGUGCAGUGAUGAAAAUUGUUCACCACAAUAAAUAAAAAUCCCAGGCAACAUCGCUCUAAUCCUGAUCCUGGAAGACCUGGUGCAGAAGCUAUUGUGAGGAAAAAUCCCCCCUCCCCAUAUCGAAAACCCAUUCGUCUGAAAAUUUGUGAUUCAGAUUUGAGGUCACAAAUCCUGUCUGUCUUGCGGGAAGGCAAAGCCAGAGAGUCCGCCGCAUUAUGCCGGCGGUUUGUGAUGCUGUUGGGCUUACAAAGCCGACUUCUGUCAUGCUAGUCCCCUACGUCAAAACCUCUCGACGGAGGCUUAGAAUAUGCCUGCAGUCCUCUCCAGCACGACAGACCUGAUUUGUGUACGCAAAUCCAGCAUCAGAAACUUCGUUUCGAUAUGGGGAGGGGGGAUUUUUCCCGUUGAUAGAAGCCUGACAUGUCGACCCCCGACUUCAACCUGCACCCCAAAGACGGCUUUCCCCGGGUGGGCCCCGGCGGCGGGCACACCGUCGGCGUCGUGAAUACGCACAUCCUCGCCGAUCCGGAGUUCACCGACGUGAAACUGUGGCAAGGACAGCUACUAGUGAACUCGCUGGAUCGCUACUACCAUGACGGGAUGCCGCUCCUGGUUUGCGGCGACUUCAACUCGACCCCGCAGUCGGCUGUGUAUUGAUCGUUAUUUGCAAUAGAGAUAAAGAUUUUUCUCGUCGCACUUUCUCACCUCGGAGCUUUGAUUCUGUUCUUUGCAUGUUUUUGACACAGCAGGAGCAAACAAACCAUGUUCAUCAUGUUCAACAACUACUUAAAAACAGGUACGAGCUGUGGCACGACGGCCAUGUCUCUCCUAACCACGAGGAUCUUGACCGGCCGGAUAUCUGCGGUUUGCUCGCCAACCCGUUCAUUUUCAAGCACGACUUUCGCUUGAUGAGCGCGUACGAAGCCUGCAGUGGAGAGGUACAGACAUAGGAUUUUACGGUUUUAUUAUGCUUUCAUUCUUACCGGGGAAACAGACAUCGUUAUUACUUUACUUGAUUCAAAAAUGCGUAAGACUAAGAGUCAGAAAAAGAAACACCAAGACGUCAUGUGGUUCUCAUCGCGUUCAUGCACCACAGCUUCACAAAAAUCCUGAAUGUUGAAAACACAACAGGAAGCGCAAUACACGAAUUACACGGAGGACUUUACCGGAACGCUGGAUUACAUCUGGUUCACUCCGGACAAAGUUGUCGCCCUCGCCGUGUCAGCGGUCGACGAUGACACCACGCUGCAGCAGGAAACCGCGCUUCCCAGCUCCACGAGGCCGUAUUGAUAGUUUUUUGUCGUCAAACUCGAUAUACAAAUUUCGAUGUUGAUCAUGAUUGGCGUUCGCGUCGCAUGAUGUUGCGUAAUGUUCUUUACUACCGUCAUAGAUUGAUUGUUUCAUCGUGAACUUUGCACCGCAUAAUUCACUGGAACUAACUGUGCAAUCAAACAACAGGUCCGAUCACAUUUCCCUGGUGACCACGUUUAUGUUCGCAGAGCCUCGGACGAAAAACGCCAUUGCGGACAAGCAAAAGGAAACGAUGACGGAGCUGCAAAAGAAAAAUAAGGCUAAAUUUUCGAAGGCAUACGAAGAAGCGUACGGGUAUUUAAUAUACAAUGUUUUUUUUAUUUUCUGUUCCGCUAAAGGGCACACUGCCAACAUCAUCAGUUCUUCUGGUGUAGGAGCGGCUUUGGUGCUAAUAUUUGGAAUUUUUCUCCUCAUGCAAAACGUCGACGGCACUGCUGGUACAGCGGAAACAUGGGUUGUAGCAAAACGAAAUUACUUACAAAAAACAGGUUCCAAUCCGCGGAAAACUUCUACGGCGGUCCGGAAGCGUCGCAUUACUAUGGCUACCACAACCAGUACUGGGAUGAGAGCCAGAUGUACCACUACCAGCACCAGGACUACAAUGAGAUGAACGCGGCUUACCAGCACAUGAACUAUAACGGCGGAGCGAACGAGUGGUACCCGAUGCGACCAGCGUCUGGCGGGCCGAUCGACAACACGGGCGGCAACAUGCUGCACAACAUCAUGGGCGCUGCUGGCAACGCGAACGCGGGUCCUCAGGACAUGAUGGGAGGAGGGGGUCCGGGUGGUAAGCGACAAAUGCCACUAGGCGGGCUGAAUCCCGGUGGAGCUGACAUGGGGCAACAGAUGCAGUACGGAGGACCACAAACCGGCACGACGUCGGGGGGACUCGGAAACGCGGAUUCUAAUACCUUCCAACCGCAGCAGACCAGCGCGAUGAACUUCACACCGCCACGCGAUCACGGUUCCACGGGCCACACGGCACAGCCGUUUUCGCCGGGCUUGGUCCAGGACUUUGUGAAAACGGACCAGUUGGCGGUGAACGAAUCGCUGAUGAGCGAGGAGGACACGAACAUCCGGAGACCCUUGUCCGCGAUGGAGUUGCGGGGCGGGGGUCAACAACCGCGGGACCAGCAGGGCGCUGCGAACUCGGACUUUGGCGGCUGGCCGCAGCUCAACGGGAAUGCCGCGCUCGGAGGUCAUCUCAUGGAGACGCCGAACAGCAGACAAGGCCCGCCGGGCUAUUCCGACGAAGAGCAGCAAGCCUGGGCGAACAAUAUGGCUAUGGGCAAUGGACAGAUGAUGGACCAAUCGAUGAUGAUGCAGAAUCCGCAGAUGCUGCAAAAUCCGCAGAUGAUGCAAAAUCAAUCGCAGCAAAUGAUGGGCGGGAAUCCCAACAUGGCGUUUCAAGCCAACCAAGCAAACGCUUGGGGGCAGCAGCAGGGAGGCGCAAACGACAUGCAGAUGCAGAUGGGAGGUGGUCCACCGCAGCCAGGGUUGUCGCAGCCACAGCCGCGCGUCGCGCAGCCGCAAGGCGCGAACCCCUUCAACAACACAAGCAUGUCUGACCAAGAGAUGCUGCGGAACACGAUUCUGCAGGAGCAGCAGUCCGACUCUGCGCACGGUGUCGAGAUGGGCAUGUUUGGUCAGCAACAGAACAUGGUGAACGCGGCGCAGCAGAGCAAGCAACAUCCUUCAAACCAACAGACGUUUUCUGCAGACUCGCGCAUGAAUGAGCACCUCGCCCGGCAGAUGAACGACCAACCCGCGCAGCCGCAGACGUGGGCCGCGACGGUUUCUGCCGCAGUCGCGAGCACGCAGCAGCAACAAGCAGCUUCGCAGCAGGCAAAUAUGGCCGCUCAACAACAGCAGUCCGAUGGUGCCACAUCAACAUCGCAGCCGCAGAACAACAACAUCCCACCGCCAAAGCUUUCCAUGUCAUCCGUUCCGCCUAAGGUUCCGCCUCCACCGCCGCCACCACCGCCGCCGAGCUUGCCACCGUUCAUUCCGAGCGGAAACUUCUCGGCGACGUCCUCAGUUGGCGAAAACGUGAAGCCGGAAUUCCGGGAUAUGCUGCCGCCCCCGACGUCACACCUUCCGCAGCAUUUGAUCUCCUCCGGCGACAGCUCGGCGUCGAACAGCGGCCAGCCCAGCAAGGGCGCCUCGGGCCAGCCCAGCGCCUCUAGCUCGCAGCCGCCGAACAUGAAGGGGGCCGGGAAGAUGAAGCCGACGAGUCCACCAGAAUCGAGCUUCAACGGCGGCGGGGGUCUGCAGCGAUUGGGGUCCUCUUCCUCGCGGUCGAAUUUGCCACUAGACCAGCAAUCCGAGAUGUCAAAUCGGAACAGCAAGGAAUCGAUGCGAAACUCCAGCUACCCAACCGCGACUGCAUCCACGGACAGCAAGCGCGCGGUUUACGACAGCUUCAACCGCCGACAGCCCUCCCGCGGCUCCGCCUUGCCCCCGGGCUCCGCGGGGUAUUCCGCGCUAGCGGGGAACACCGGCGGGGGUGGAGAGAACGGCAAUUCUGCCACUUCUAACACGCAGAAUGGUGGCAAGGGUCUGACGCGGAACUACGGGUCGCGGGAGCACCUGCACCGUCCGACGGAACCCGGCUCUCUGUUUGAGGGGAGCCACAGGAGAGAACCGGUGCCGGCAUCGUCCUCUUCCUCCAGCCAUCAGCAGUCGCCGCAAGAAGUGACAGACAGCUGCUGUGCAAAGUCGCCAGAAGAGAAUUCCGAGUUUAUCCUGAGUAAAAACGUACCCACACCAGAGUUGUAAUGCAAAUCUGCAUGCUGAAAAUGUUUCUCAUGCGGAGCCCCAUGAGAAGCGUUUUCUAGUCGUGUUGUGCAAUUUGUCAUGCUCCAAUCAGCAUGGUAUGCUAGAUAUGUGAUGCUGCUGAGCUAGCUCAAACAGCACUACACUACGAAUCCAAAUUUGUCAUGCAAAACAGCCAAAACUUGUGGACUUGUCUAGCCGAUUCCCCAUCUUGACUAUGGUGUGGGUACGUUUUUACUCAGGAUAGAGUUUCCGUGCGUGGAAUCCCCGCCCUUCCCCAGCCCGGACAGCGAAUGGACCACGUCUCCUUGCGAUAAUGGUGGGAACGGGACAUCAAACCAUUGGAGCCACCAGCAGAACACGGGAAACAGCGCAGCUUCUAGCAGCAGCUCUUUCACGCUGAAUGCGUCUAGCGGAAAGAAGGGGCCCGCGGCGGGCGGCGCUUCCUCGACGUCCAAAGGAGGUUCAUCUGCGUCCGGGGCGCAGCAGCUACAGCUGCACGUCGGGCAGACGGCGCGGGCAAAAGGUAGUUCAACUGAGGGAGUUGCGACGGAUUUUGCCGGGGGCGGGCAAAGCCAGCAAAUGCAGCUGAACAUGGUCGGUGGUCAACACCAGCAGUUUGGAGGUUCCUCACAACCGUCCUCGCAGCAGCCAUUUAACGACGGACCCCCUCCUGGCAUCCUGGUACAGCAGCCGCACAGCUCGUCCCAAAGUACCUCGUCUCCCUCGCACCACAUGGACGCGCAGAGUGCCGUGAAUCUGCAGCAGUCCGGUGGUACGCAAACUUACCAUCAGCAGACGCCCAAUUCGUACAGCGACCGACCCACGCCGCGCAACCUGUACAGCCACUUUUCGCAGGAGGACGACAGUAACUCUGUUGUGCCGCAGUCGGGCGGGGACCAACAUCAGCCGGGGAACAAGGACAGUUGGAAUAACAAGCAGUACAACCACAAACAGGAGUCAUCAACAUCCGCGGAACCUUCCGGUCUGAAAAUCGGUACCAAGCCGUCUGCGCCGAGUUCGCAGCUGACGCCGGCUUUGAGUCAGGAUCAGCAGCAGAGUGGCGGCAGUCAGCAGAGCUCGACCGCCGGCAGCAACAGUGCCGCGCAGAACAACAUCGGUCCUCCGCCGCCCAUGCUGAACAUCGGUUUCGACCACAACAGUCUACCGAAGCGCCCACUGAUUUCCGUGGACCAGCACUGCAAUCCGGACGUCGGGCCUCCACCGGGCGUGACGCCACCGAACUUCGGCGGGGGUGCGAGCAAGCAGUUCGGCCAAAACAUAGCAGGAGCUGUUCCGCCGUCGAAUAGUACUAGCGCAGGUCCGCAGUCCGCACAGCAGCAGAAUAAGGGGGCCCACAACUUUCCGCUGAAUUUCCCCUCCGGGCCACCACCGCCGUUGCCAAGCGGGUUCUUGAACCAAAACUCCGGAAAUAAUUCGGGCAGCAACAAUCCGAACCCAAGCAUCCACCCACGGGUACCCAUGCCGCGCGGGCCCCCGGAGCAAAUUCCGACGGUCCCGGUGUCGCUGCCGAAGGUGGACACGCCUAAUCACACCACGUGGAACACGACCGCCGACCGCAGCAAUGACCGCUCGUUUUCUCGCGAGACCGUGUCGGUCGCCGCGGCGCGAGGUAUGAAUCCUUUGUGGUAGUGACAGCUGCCAUGUGCUAGCUGCGCUUUGCCAUGAUGUGCUAUCAUCUUCGGAAGGCAAGCCAGUGGUGUCUCCGGAUAUUUGUACGCAUAACUCCUGUAGGUGGUCAACAAGCGGCUGCCGCAGAGAAGAACCCUCUGCAGGGCGCACCAAAAGUAGACGGAGGACGCUUGCGGGGCGGCAAGUAGUCGGGAGAACUGCUGCAGCCAACCCGACAUCAUAGCCAGAACACGCGACAGAGCCACAUCAAUUUUGUCCACCUAAUAGGUCGAGUCGAGAGUGCUUGCAGUCGGAAAUAAGCGGUGUUGGAACAUCCGAAUCGAGCAUUGCGACACGCCUGUUGAAAGAACCCAAGACGCAUGAUUUCGCACGACCGGGGUAGAUGGAUUCUUCAUCGCAGAAGAUGGAAUCUGCCGAAGUUGUGUCUGCGGUCUGCUCUUGUGACCCGAGGGACUAUUACAACUACGAUCAAAUUGUAACCAAGACAUCAUUCGAUGUUGUUUGAUCAGAGGCGACGAUUAGCACAUCAUUCCGAUCAUCAUUGUAAAAGUAACCCUUUUGACAACUAUAGCCUUCAAAAAUCCAUUAGGCAUCACGUUCUAGAAAAAACUUUUAAAAAAAUUUUCAAAAAAAAAGCGCUGAG
Amoebophrya sp. A120 is the source of this 12203-nucleotide messenger RNA. The record is from the annotation of a GenBank genome assembly. Lineage: Eukaryota; Dinophyceae; Syndiniales; Amoebophryaceae.